GCUCUAGAGGUUUGUCUCUCCGCCCCUUUCUUUGUGAUAGACAUUAUAUUUGACAAAUAGCAAUGGAUAAAUCGAACGGAGAGUAACUCCUUCAUUUGACAGACACAGCCGUGGACCAAUCAGUGAUCUACUGGUGCUGCCCUCUAACAGACCGAAAUCUACCUGAGCAAGUCCUACUUUGUUUUUGUCACAUAGCUAGCUAGCUACAUAGCUUGCUAACUGACAGCUUCAAGAGUGCUGUUUUCUUACGAACAUUAGCUACACCGAUGCAUACAUUUCUGCCGUAGAAGGUAAAUCUAGAUGCACAGGAUCUGGGGUUGAUCGGUGGCAGGGAUGAGAUGUUUUGUUGAAUGAAGGAGCGAACGCCCUGGUGCAGAUAGGAGAAUGAACUCCAUCACCGGUCGGGAUCACCCUGUCAACUCUGGAGCCUCAUCUUCUCGAGCCUUGCACGUUGAGCUCACAUCUCAGCAGAGGCGGUUACGUCAUCUCAGAAGCAUUGCAGCCCGCAACAUCGUCAACAAGAAUGGCUCUCCACUACUGGACACAUAUUUUACCCUUCAUCUCUGCUUAGAGGACCGGAUAUCCAGAGACUUUUACAAGAGUGAGGUCAUCCGAGAUUCAUUGAAUCCAACAUGGCGGAGCUUGGAUUUUGGCAUGCUGCCGGACCUCCUGGACACAUCUGUGUCCUGCUUCGUGGUGAAGAUCUGGGGCGGCCGAGAGGAACAGUUCACACUCCUCAUAGAGUGGAAGGUCAACCUGGACGGGCUUAGAUACACAGGGCAACAGAUCCGCUCCAGGAAUCCAAAUGAGAUCAUAUUUGGAUUGAAUGAUGGCUACUAUGCAGCUGACUUUGAUCAUAAGGACCACUCUGAGAGGAAGAAGAACAGUCUACUCCAGGUGGACCAGAGUUCAGUGAGGAACUCCUACAGUGUCUUCUCUCUGCUGAGGCUCCACACGGCCCAGAGAGCCAUCAAGCAGACCCAGGUGACCGUGCAGAAGAUCGGCAAGGAGAUUGAGGAGAAACUGAGGACGACAACGGCCUGCACCAAGCGUAAGAAGGAGCGGGAGUGUAUGCAGCUGCGUCUGGGGACACUACGCAGUGAGCUGGAGAGACAGAGGAAAGCGCUGGGCCGGGAGACAGACCUGCGGCAGAAGGAGAGAGCACUGCUUCAGAAGAAGGAGGAAGCAUUCUCCACCAAACACCGGAGUCUGGAGAUGGAGAGGGAGUCGUUAACAGAGCAGCAGAAAGAAUGCACUGCCAAAAGGGAGCUGUUCCUCAAGUCCAAUGCUCAGCUCACCUUCCGCUGCCGUCAGCUCCUUUCUGAGCUGUCCUACAUCUACCCCAUCGACGUGGUCACCACGGCCGCUAAUCAGUCCGAUUAUGUCAUCUGUGGAGUGAAGCUGCCCAACUCAGAGGAUUUCCAAGUGAAGGAUGAUGGGAGCGUGGCGGUUGCCCUGGGUUUCACGGCCCACCUGGUGCUGAUGAUCAGCUGCUUCUUGCAGAUCCCUCUUAGGUAUCCUGUCAUCCACAAGGGUUCCCGCUCCUCCAUCAAGGACACCAUCACAGACAAGCUCAGCGAGAAGGAGAGAGAAUUCCCCCUGUACCCUCGAGGAGAACGCUUUCAGUUUGAAUAUGGAGUCUACCUGAUCAACAAGAACAUCGCCCAACUGAGAUACCAGCAUGGCCUGUCCACUCCAGACCUCCGUCAGACCCUGCCCAACCUCAAGAACUUCCUGGAGCACGGCCUUCUAGUCCGAUGUGACCGGCACCAUGUCUCCAGCUCCAUCCCGGUCCCGACAGGAGCCAAGUCUCAGCUCAGUGUCUCGGCUGUGUCCGAAGUGGGCUUCCCCACCCACACCAGCUCUCCAGAUCCGGGCUCACUGAGGAAAAGGGCCAGUUCCGAGACAGACAAGCAGAAGUACAAGGCAUCCCCUCCUCCCAGCUACAACACGACCAUGGCCAUGGACCAGCCCCAGAGUGCAUCGCCUGACCCCAACCCCUCCCCCAAGCACUUGUCAUCCUCCCUGGACUCUAGCAUUGACCUGGCCAAGACUCUGGAGGUUCAGGGACCAGCCCUGGGGGAGGGAGAAGGAGAUGUAGAAAGAGAGGUAAAGGAGGUUGUGGAGGAGCAAGAGCAACAGUCCUCCAGUACUACUACAGGAGGCUCAGAUUCCCCCACUCUGGCUGGAAGCACCACCAGUGAGCAAGUGGAGGAGGUGGCACCCACCAGCGAGCAGCAUGCAGACCAUACCAUGAACGGCUCUGUAGUGCCAGGCGAGGGGCUUGGGGGGCCCGCAACAGGGCUAAUGUUGACCAUGGCAUUAAACCCAGAGAUGUGCUGCUCAGUGGAGCAGGCAGAGGAGAUUAUGGGGACAGAGGCCACAGGCCUGGGUUUAGGGAUGGGCCUUGUGGAUGGGGCCAGGCUGGAGGACUACCCCUGUAUCCCCGUGGAGCACGCCGUGGCCGUGGAGUGUGACGAGCAGGUUCUGGGCGAGCUGGAUGCCGCCGGCUUCGAGGAGUUCUCCCGCCGCAUCUAUGCACUAAACGAGAACAUGUCCAGCUUCCGCAGGCCACGCAAGAACUCUGAGAAGUGAGGACAGGUAGGACCUUAGGGGUGAGGACAGGAGUCACAUGGCACAUGAGUCAGGGACAUGAACAUAGUGCAGGGGGGGGGGGGUCCUGUUGGUGUGUUUGUCCCUCUCCCCAAGCAGCAAUAGAAAAACAAACAUAGGCGCUACAUUAUCUGGAAUGAUGACCAAUUUGCACUUCUUCUCAAAAAAUAUUUCUAUAAUCCUUUAAAUGAAAUAAAGCGAAUGUUUGUGGUUGAAACGCUUCCCGGGGCUUCUUCUUUCAGGGUGCAUGGCAGUGUUGUGAGAUGGAGAAUGUGUGUGUGUGUGGUAACUACACACAUAAAAUGCAUCCUUCCUUGAAGUAAGCAGUGAUCUAACAUGAGUGGGUUCAUGAAAGCUAUAGUGGAGUCCCUACUUGUACCUGUCCAGUCCUGCCAAAUCAGUAAUGACUUAAAGGGAAUGAGGAAGGAAAGGUUAAUUAGAACAGAGCCAAUGCCUUCAGCAUGGCUGACAGAGGAAAUGAGUUACAGAAAAGACCUAUCCCACCUCUGACCUCACCUAUUAGGAAACCGACCAGUCACUAGGCCAGGGCAGCUUAGACCGGUGGCCCAAUCAGAUACUCUAUAACUGUUACACCCUGCACCUCCAGGUCCAACAACCCCACCAGCCAUUGGACAGGGCUUCCCUGGCUCUAUCUCCAGGGGCCAUCACUGUUCUGUUCUGGUUGAGUACGAGAAAAGAAAAGAGAGGAGCGAAGCGAAGCAGGCUUGAGCUUGGCGCAUGGCAGGGAUACAGUGCAAUGUUUCUGUCUUUCUCCUCCAUACCUGCUUUCUCCUUAUUUUACUAUUUUAAUAAGCGCCAUUAAUAUAAGUAUUCAUAUGAAGUCCAAUAAUCCAGAUAUUAUUCAAUAGACCAAAACAUGAAUGAUGUAUGCUGUUGAAAUGGUGCACUCAGGCCCUACAUAUUAAUGACACAUAAUGACCUUUUUACAUUUUAGUCCGCUCAUCUAUUUUGUCCGCUUUCUUUUUCUUUUCCCUGUUGAACUACUUUUUGUUUUCUUGCAUUGGUGUCCAUUGGCAACUAUGUGUGUUAUUUAUGUCUCUCACUGCGUUUGUUUGUUUGUUUGUUUGUUUGUUUGUUUUAAAGGAAAUCAUGGUUUCUUUUUUCCUCUCAUGGGCAGUCAGUCAUUCAUUGAUAUUGUCAAGUGUUAAUGGUCAUCAGCCCUGGGUUCAAAUCUUUCAAAUACGUACAUAUAAUCUGGAUCUAACUGUGUCCCCUGUGUAUUGCUCUGGAAAGGACCACAGAGUUCCCUGUAGACAGAAGCUGACAUGGACAACUGAUUUGCAUACUGCCCACCGUAUACGACAUAGAUGGACUCGCAACAAGCCCCCUAAAAACAUCCCCGGGGGGGGGAGUAUUAUCAUCAAGUACUGUGGUGGAUGACUGUUGAAAUGUAUUGUAUUUAAGAUGAGAGAUUAAACCAUUGUAGGUCAUUUCCAUUAAAUGCUAUACAGCAUGUGACCUUGUACAUAUACUUUUGUAUGGAGAGUUUUUUUGUUAUUAAAGACUUACAGUCCAAUAGCAUGGAUGUAUGUAGCCCCCUUUA
Messenger RNA from Salmo salar (Atlantic salmon), 4177 nucleotides. Its product is annotated as UV radiation resistance-associated gene protein. NCBI's taxonomy places the organism in Eukaryota, Metazoa, Chordata, Actinopteri, Salmoniformes, Salmonidae. Gene Ontology annotation, molecular function: SNARE binding. Gene Ontology annotation, cellular component: lytic vacuole; endosome; phosphatidylinositol 3-kinase complex, class III, type II. The record is from RefSeq and is a predicted model, not a curated record. Gene Ontology annotation, biological process: SNARE complex assembly.